This is a messenger RNA of Fonsecaea nubica, 1449 nucleotides long. RefSeq lists its product as hypothetical. Bases 1 to 1449 code for a protein of 482 amino acids. NCBI's taxonomy places the organism in Eukaryota, Fungi, Ascomycota, Eurotiomycetes, Chaetothyriales, Herpotrichiellaceae. The record is from RefSeq and is a predicted model, not a curated record. The transcript has 4 exons.
AUGCCUCAAUCAAUCCCGUCGCCAGGCAUGCCAUUUAUCGUGUCCGCGGGGACGACGAAGAAAAAUGAUCCACAGACACGCAAGCUCAUACGGAGCCAUGUGAUGUUAGGCAAGAAUUUGGGGAAGUCUCGCCGGGCCAGACCGAAAGAUACCCUGCCCUGGGAGGCGGAACCGGCGUGGGAGUCCUCAAAUGGCGGCAAAGUACCAAUACAACACUCAUCCUCGAUUAUCCCAAAGAAGGUUGGGUCCGAGUGGUCAUUCACCCAGCUGGCAGACGAGAUCGAGCCGUCCGCAAUCGCCGAUAUUCUGACUUAUGCUUCUCUCGCAAGGCAAGCCACUGUUCCAUUGGCGCCAUGCAUUGCCUUCAUCAAAAGAGAGAGGGUGCUGGUCGGCCCCAUGGCGUCCGAUGCAGCCUUCCUUCACGCCACUGCGUUGGGAACUCAUGCAUACGUUGAACUAAUGCGAGGUCGUGAAGAUCAUAAAGCUCCCCAUGGCACAUCUCCACAUUUCUCAAAGGCACUUCAGCUGCUACGCGAGCGACUAGACUCGACAGAUGAAGACCUGAAAAUUGCCCUUCCCACUAUGAUGGUGGUUAUUGCCCUCGCACUUCACGCUCGUAUGAUUGGAGACUAUGACACCGCAAAGCGUCACAUGGAAGGCCUUUGCAUGAUGAUCAAUCUCAGAGGAGGGAUUAAGACCAUUUUGCUUAAGACGAGACUCGCCAUCGAGAUCUUUAGAUGCGACAUUGGACUGGCAAUCGAAACCGGCCUCACGCCUACAUUCUUCUCGGCUUGCUCUUCUGGUGAGCCCUAUAGGCCAUUUCCACACCUAUUGUCGGUAUCCGUUCCAGAGUCGACCGACGCAACAACUUGCAGGCUUUACCCUGAGAAAUUCCUCAAUGUGAUCGACAAAGAUCUGGCCACUGUCUGGAGAGCUCUGAAGGGAUUUUGUCUCCAGAUCAACCGCGCCGCCAGGACUAAACGAAAGCUCUCGGAAGAAUUUCUGCUCGAAGCAACUGCCUCAGUUAUGUAUCGCCUUCUCCACAUGAGCUUUGCAACUGGUUCGCUUGACGCAGCUAUCCGGCUCGGUCUAUUGGCUUUCUCCUCACAAGUCUUCUUACAGCUGCCAGAUUUCAGGGUACGCAGGACAACAUUGUCCUCUGCCUACCAACAAGCUCUUGCUGGCCUUGACACCUUGGAAGACAAAUGGCCGCCGCUGUUACUUUGGCUUCUUGUAGUUGGCCGUAUUACAGUGCUCGAAGACACUAGUGAUAUUUGGCUGAAUCCUUGGCUGAAAUCAACCAUCAAACGAUGUGGAAUUGAUUCAUGGAGUGGAUUUCGUGACAUGAUGGACUCGGUCAUGUGGAUUGGCCUGGUGUUUGAUAAACCUGCUGAGGACAUCUUCUCCGCGGCGACGUCUUCCUCAGACGGGCGAAGUACGGGGAGUUGA